AUGCGCGGCGUCGCAGCCUCCUACGAUGACAAGCCGCCCCCUCCACCACUACGAUUCAGUAGUGGAUCUGGCGGUAAGGAGCAAUCGGUGGUUGGCUUGAAACCGUUACCGAAGGAGCCGACCGAUUCUGGAAAGAAAAAGAAAAGCAUGUCGAAUCCUUUUGUUAAAAAGAAUCGCGAAAAAAAGGAGGUUCCGGAGAAACCGGUUAUCUCUGAACCUAGCAAUUUUGAACACACGGUUCAUGUUGGCUACGAUCCUGCUACGGGUGAAUUUACGGGUAUGCCGUCAGCAUGGGCACGUUUAUUAAUGGAAUCGCAAAUUUCCAAACAAGAACAACAACAAAAUCCACAAGCAGUCCUUGAUGCUCUCAAAUACUAUACUCAAGGCGAGAAUGGUUCACAGCAAAAGUGGCUGCAAUAUGAUAUGAAUGACUGCUCACCGCGGCCAUCCACUGGUGCAACAAUUGGGCUCAAAACAAUGGGCUACAGCACAUCCUCAUUACCUCAUCACUACUCCAACACUAAGCUAAAAAACUCCCCGAAGCAAUUGGCCCCACUUCCUAAGCCAUACAGUUCUUCAAAGCCGCCUUUGGUUCAAGGAUACAGUGCUGUUAGUGAGAAUCGUACAAGUAUGCCACCAAAUUAUGCUCCUCCUCCUGUACCAGAAGAUGAGGAUCCUGCUGACUGUGCAAUGCCGCCACCGAUUCCAGAUCGUCCAGCUCGCACGCUCAGCAUAUACACAAAACCGAAAGAGGAGGAGGAACGCGUACCGGAUCUGUCCCAGGGACAGUUUGGUGUACAGUCUAGGGGGGUUGCGAAGGGAAAGAGGAAAAUGACGGAUGCCGAGGUAUUGACGAAAUUGCGUUCCAUUGUGACUAUUGGCAAUCCUGACAAGAAGUAUAAGAAGAUUGAUAAGAUCGGUUCAGGAGCGUCAGGAUCAGUAUACACUGCCAUGGAGAUGAGUACAGGUGCGGAGGUUGCUAUCAAGCAGAUGAACCUCAAGGAUCAACCGAAAAAGGAGCUUAUCAUCAACGAAAUUCUCGUCAUGCGUGAAAAUAAACAUGCAAACAUAGUAAACUACCUGGAUUCUUAUUUAGUAGGAGAAGAACUAUGGGUAGUAAUGGAGUAUUUGGCCGGUGGUUCUCUUACUGACGUUGUCACGGAAUGCCAAAUGGAGGAGGGAAUGAUCGCUGCUGUAUGUCGAGAGGUUCUUCAAGCGUUAGAGUUUUUGCAUAGUCGACAUGUGAUUCAUCGGGAUAUCAAGUCGGACAACAUUUUGCUUGGAAUGGAUGGUUCAGUGAAAUUAACUGACUUCGGAUUUUGUGCGCAAAUUUCUCCGGAGCAAAAUAAACGAACAACGAUGGUUGGAACUCCAUAUUGGAUGUCACCUGAAGUUGUUACUCGGAAGCAGUAUGGCCCAAAAGUGGACGUUUGGUCUCUGGGUAUAAUGGCAAUCGAAAUGGUAGAAGGCGAACCUCCUUAUUUGAACGAGAAUCCUUUGAGGGCUAUCUAUCUCAUUGCAACGAAUGGUAAACCCGAUUUCCCUGGCAGGGAUCAAUUGUCAGCUUCAUUUAAGGAUUUCAUCGAUUGUGCACUCGAAGUUGUCGUAGAUAAUCGUUGGUCAGCCAGUCAGUUGCUCACUCAUCCGUUCCUCCGGUGUGCAAAGCCAUUGGCGUCACUUUACUACCUCAUCGUUGCCGCUAAAAAGAGUAUAGCUGCAAGUUCGUAG
Molecule: messenger RNA, 1728 nt
Organism: Haemonchus placei
Lineage: Eukaryota; Metazoa; Nematoda; Chromadorea; Rhabditida; Trichostrongylidae
Source: the annotation of a GenBank genome assembly